Molecule: messenger RNA, 1011 nt
Organism: Phytophthora sojae
Lineage: Eukaryota; Oomycota; Peronosporomycetes; Peronosporales; Peronosporaceae
Exons: 1
Coding region: 1-1011 (336 amino acids)
Molecular function (GO): catalytic activity
Source: RefSeq, a predicted model, not a curated record
AUGGCGUCUGUCGAAGAAACCUUGCUGUCCCCAUUGGUGUCGGUUGCAGGUGUCACCACGCAACGUCACGUCGACGCUCUCUACGCCAACCCCAAGCACUUCGCUCCGGAUGCCAAGAAGAAGGCGGCACUGUCGACGGGCAUCACGGUCGAGUAUGUCACCCACGAGAACGAGGUCAAAGUCGACGGUGCACCGGAAGAGCGAGUGAUCCUCAUCACGGGCUUCAUGACCAUCAAGGAGGCUUGGACGCCGCUGAUCGACAUGCUGCUGCACAAGUGGAGCGGCGCUGUCGACGGCAAGCGCGACGUGAAGCUCGUGAGCUUCGACAACCGCGGAGUGGGCGGGUCGGACGUGCCCUGGUGGCGUUAUACUACCAGUGGAAUGGCACAAGAUGCGUUGGCACUACUGGAUUUCCUCAAUUGGGAGUCGGCACACGUCGUCGGGGUCAGUAUGGGCGGCAUGAUCUCGCUGGAGCUCGCCCUAGCAGCUCCAAAGCGAGUAAAGUCUCUCACACUUAUGGUAACAACUCGAGGCAAGUACGUCGAGGACCCUCGCUCCAAGGAGCCCAUGAAGGAGAAUAUCGAUGCUACAGAACCGGAAGCUAUCGCCAAGGCUCAGCUGAAGCUGCUCUGCAGCGAGGUGUCUCUGGACCAGCCAAUGUCCUUCGGUAACACAACGAGACGUGAAGUGAUGUACCAGUAUCUGGAGGACCGUGCGAGGGUACGGGAGAAGCUGUCAUAUCUCGGGAUGAUCAACCAAGUCCUGGCAAUCCGCACGCAUUGGGUCUCCGAUGAGCGGCUUUCGGCCAUCAACGACGCUGGCUUCCCGAUUCUUUUGGUCGGAGGCGCCAUGGACAUUCUCAUCCCCCCGUGUGAAAUGCAGACGCUGCGGCAGCAUUUGAAUGGAGGCCACGUCAAGACGCUUUUCUUCGAGGAAGGGGGCCAUGGGGUCUUCUUUCAAUACCCAGAAGAAAUCGCUGACAGUCUUACGGAGCUAGUUCUGCGUUGCUGA